Molecule: messenger RNA, 312 nt
Organism: Carassius auratus (goldfish)
Lineage: Eukaryota; Metazoa; Chordata; Actinopteri; Cypriniformes; Cyprinidae
Product: mitogen-activated protein kinase 12-like
Exons: 5
Coding region: 1-312 (103 amino acids)
Biological process (GO): protein phosphorylation
Molecular function (GO): protein kinase activity; ATP binding
Source: RefSeq, a predicted model, not a curated record
AUGCCGUUUAUGGGCACUGAUUUGGGAAAGCUGAUGAAGAUGCAGAGACUAUCGGAGGACAGGGUGCAGUUUCUGGUCUAUCAGAUACUGAGGGGUCUGAAGUACAUUCAUUCAGCCGGGAUCAUUCACAGGGAUCUCAAACCAGGAAAUCUGGCAGUGAACCAGGACUGUCAGUUGAAGGUAUUAAAACAACUUGAUUUUGGACUUGCACAUCAGGCAGAUUCAGAGAUGACAGGUUAUGUUGUGACCCGCUGGUACAGAGCACCAGAGGUUAUCCUCAACUGGAUGCACUACAGCGACUUUGAUGAUUAG